GGCGACACGGCAUCUAGGUCUUUUAAACCGAGGCUUCACCGCGAACUCUGCGAAGAGGAUGGCGGCAGCGCCGGAGAAGGUGUUCGUCGCCCUGCCGGCAGAGUUCAAGGUGGGGCGGUCCUCGCUAUCGUGGGUUCUCAGCCAUUUCGGCGGCAGCGGAGCCACUAUCGUGAUCACACAUGUGCAUGUUCCGCCGCAGAUGAUUCCAGUGAUGGGAGUCAAAUUUCAUUCUAGUAAAUUGAGCCCGGAGCAAGUGAAACUAUUCAGAAGGAUUGAGCGUGAAAAGGUGAACAAACAGCUAGACAGCUAUGUUCAUCAAUGCUCGAGAAUGAAGGUAAAAUGUGAGAAACUAGUUUUUGAGAAGGAAGAUGUAGUAGCCGGUCUAGUUGAACUCAUUGUCCUGCAUAGAGUCACUAGGCUAGUUAUUUCAGCUGCCGCAGACAGACAAUACUCAAGCUUUGGUCUCAGAAAAAUGGACAAACCUAAGUCUACGAAGGCAACAGAAAUCAUGCAGAGAGCUGAUCCAGCAUGCAAGAUUUGGUUUAUUUGCAAGGGACGUCUAGUAUGUACCAGGGGUAAGGAAGUGGACACUUCACCAUCAGCUACACCUUUGCUCCCUGAUUUUGAUCACCAAACUCUGCAGUUAGUACCUUACCAGAAAGAGAACAACAUUCAGUCAGAAUUGGGAUUAUAUGAUGAACUCAAGGAGGCAUGCAUAGCAGCUGAGAACUUGAUGAAGAGAGCUCUAAACGAAUCUUCCAGGCGCCAAAAGGCAGACGAGGAAGUGGUUUUAGCUAUUCAGAAAGCAAAUGAAUACCAGGAGUUGUACUUGGAGGAAGCGAGAAAGCGCCAAGAGCUUGAAGAAGCUCUCGCAAGAGCAAACCGGGAAAUCGCUCAGUUAAGACAAGCAAACCACCUGCCCGUGGAUGAGCAAAACACAUCCCCCGACGACCUCCAAGAGGCAAUUUCAGAAGAAUCGACCUUUGAACGGCACAUCGUCGACAUGGAUGCCAUCCUCGCAACAGCUGGUCAAGUGACUGAGCCGCAGAAGGAGCAUGUCCACAUACAGAUUGAUCUUGACACUGGUGGCAAAGAACUGCAGGCGCUGCUCAGCCAAUGCAAGCCGACCGCGUUCUCGUCACCGUCGUCUGUCAUUCAGUCACCGUACGACGAAGACUGCAUCCCUUCCUACUUCCUCUGCCCCAUCCUCCAGGAGCCCAUGAGGGACCCUCACGUCGCGGCGGACGGGUCCACGUACGAGGCCGACGCCAUCAGAGGCUGGCUCGACGGCGGGAGCGACGCGUCCCCCGUGACCGGGCAGCCGCUCGCGCACCGCGAGCUCGCGCCGAAUUUCGCGCUUGGCGCCGUGAUCCAAGACUACACGAUGAGGCGGCGGCAGCAGCACCGGUUCUCUUGAGAUGCCCUGCUUCCGCUUCAGUUUCUGUUUUCCUCUCCGGUGAACCGGCACUUCCAGCUUCAGUUUUCGUGGCGCAGCCCUAUCGCGGGCUCGUGUACUUCACUACUUUGACAUUUUGUGUGUGUACGAGGUGAGCUGUUAGUAUUACGAUGGAAAUGGAAUAACUGAUUAAGAGGAGCAUUAGAUGUGACGCCAUAAAUAGGCUGUUUUCUUUCGGGAAAAUCACAAGAGCUUGGGUUAGGAUGAAUCAGAAGUAGAGUUUACAAUCUUUGCGCUA
Panicum virgatum (switchgrass) is the source of this 1694-nucleotide messenger RNA. Its product is annotated as U-box domain-containing protein 33-like. Bases 59 to 1417 code for a protein of 452 amino acids. The transcript is spliced from 8 exons. NCBI's taxonomy places the organism in Eukaryota, Viridiplantae, Streptophyta, Magnoliopsida, Poales, Poaceae. The record is from RefSeq and is a predicted model, not a curated record. Gene Ontology annotation, biological process: protein ubiquitination. Gene Ontology annotation, molecular function: ubiquitin-protein transferase activity.